UCCGACAGUUUGUGUACUUCCUUAGGUGUACUUGUUGGUUUGUUCCAGAGUUGGGACGACAGAAAAUUGAUGUGGAAUCCGGAUAGUUAUCCUCCUGAGGUCACUGAACUCUACGUGGACAGCCAUGAAGUUUGGACGCCUAUCCUGACUUUAUCAGGAGAUGCGCAUGAGGACUCCAGGUACCGCAUGCCCCGUUCUGCCGUGAAGAUCUCCAGUACCGGACGUGUGACGUGGGAGAUCAACAUGUUGGUGAGGGCAAGCUGUACCCUGGACCCGUUCUACUUUCCCAAAGACACCAUGGAGUGUGACAUGUGCUGGAAACCCGCAGAAAACGAACACAUCGUGUGCGCUGCAGCUGGAGACACUGACAAUGACACAUCCUUCCUUGACUGUGACGGAAGUUCUCUCACUGAGACCGGGGAGUGGAAAGUUGACAUCUCUCUUCUAGUCCAAGAUAGAAAAGAAGGCUGUCUCCUUUUCCAACUAAAGCGAGGCCAUGCCUACCACAUUGCCGUAGUGGUUUUCCCCUGUGUGGUCCUGGCUAUGCUGAUGAUCAUCACAUUCAUGAUACCCAUAGACAAGGGAGACAGGAUCGGGUUCGGAGUGACCAUCAUCCUGUCCAUGGUGGUGUACCUGGUACUCAUCACCGACCAUCUGCCGGUCAAGGGAUCUCUGCCGGCUCUAGCCCAGUGGAUCGUGCUGUCUAUGACGAUGAUGGGGUUUUUCCUGAUGGUGACGGCUGGCAUCAUGAACAUCCACGGCAGGGACGGGGACCUCACACCCGCAGUCAGAACUUUCUUCCUGGUGUUCCUGGCGAGAAUUCUGCUGAUGGGAAACCUCUUCAAGGGUUUACAACGGUACAGACUCGAGUCCCGCAAAGGCAGCAUGUACAGAAAGCAGGGGGGAGAACGCCAUUCCUACCCAUUCACACGGGUGGAAGAACACAAGCGCAGGGCACUACGAGCUGCGAAGGAUGUCCGGCAACCAGACCCGACAACCUCGAAGACUGCAGACGACAUCUCCGCAUCACAUGAGUUACAGAAGAGCAUCAACGACCUAAGUUUUAACAUUGACAUGCUCCGAUCUGGCAUUGCCGCUAUCAAGGCUACUGACCCAGGGCUAGCUGAAGAGGAUAUUACUCAGUACACCAUGUUGGCUAGAGUUCUGGACAGAAUGUGCAUAUUACUGUACGUCAUCAUUUUGGCUGGAUCGGUGCCUUUUGUUCUUCAUCAGAACUGAACUAAGUAAGACUCAAAGGUAGUCUGAUGUCGUGAACAUGGAACCGGAAAACAGUUGUCGAUUGACCGUCUGUAUCGGUUCGUUUUUUUAAAACAGUAUUCUCUUCCAAAGAUCUAAAACAUGCUAAAAGAAGGAGUUUCAGGCGUAGUCAGGUGUCGUAAACUAUAACAUUGCAUCAUGUAAAUUCAGCAUAGGUGUAGAAAAGGCAAGACCGCGGCACUGCCAAACUCUUUACAGAAACUUCAGAUUAUUGUUGUCUUGUGGGAAUAUAUGAACCAAAGUACACUAUAAACCACGAAUGUUCUCUUGUCCUAUACGAGUACAAUAUGUACUAUUCUGUACUAUACCUACUAUAAGACUAUGAGAUAUGAAGUGCAGUGUUGAUGGAAAUUUGUAUAUCAAAACAAUUGACAGCAUCCUAGAUGUCAUUUUAUAAGAUGUAUUGUUCCUAUUCUGUGUAUCGAAAUUACACGUAUUGUAUACAAAUCUGUGUAAUACUAACACUAACCAUUAUUCAAAAACUGAAGAUGAAUUGCACGAUCCUCCGUGGUUGUGCUUUCAAAGCUAUAGACACAGUCCAUCUCGCCUUUCGGAACAGAGGGAGGCCGAGUGAUUUAUAAUGUGCUGGUGACAACAUUUUCCAAGUUGUCGAAGUAUCUUGGCUUACAUACAAGCUGCCAGUCUAUAGCUAGGUUAUUAAUUUUGCACGUAUUUCUUACAACAAGCUGGUCACAGAAUUACAAUUUUGUUGGCAAAGGCUGGCUCUCAACAAACCGCAUUGCAAUGCAUGACGUUUGGCAUGCAAUCGCAAUGUGGCGUCUCGUCGACAUUCUUGACAAUUAACAAUGAGCAAGUGCCCUUUUAAACCGUUAACCCAAGGAGGUUUAAACCUCCUUGGUUAACCUUUAAUCCCCAAGAUACGUUAACGUCCAGACGCCACUGAACAAUACCAACUGUCUUAUCUUCUAACUUCUUUAUAUUCCAGGCCCCUGAGGAUAAGAGCUAAAAGCAAUUGAUGCAGAAAAGGGGAGUGAUUCAAUCAAUAUAUAGGUCAGCAACCGCCUCAGAUAACAAAUGUAUCCGACACAAUAGUAAUGGGAAAUGUCAUGACUUGCCGGCGGGGGCGCGCUCUUUGUUUGGAAUGUCGUCCCAGAUAUACUACCCGUGGAAUCAACCAUUCCUAUACCCAUGGCGUUGCUAUAGUAUAUAACGCUAGUUCACCUUUAUCCGCGGAAUAACCUAAAUCCGUUUUAUUUGAAAACACGGUAUU
Molecule: messenger RNA, 2509 nt
Organism: Branchiostoma floridae (Florida lancelet)
Lineage: Eukaryota; Metazoa; Chordata; Leptocardii; Amphioxiformes; Branchiostomatidae
Product: acetylcholine receptor subunit delta-like
Exons: 5
Coding region: 70-1239 (389 amino acids)
Biological process (GO): monoatomic ion transport
Cellular component (GO): membrane
Molecular function (GO): extracellular ligand-gated monoatomic ion channel activity
Source: RefSeq, a predicted model, not a curated record